Molecule: messenger RNA, 1533 nt
Organism: Nicotiana attenuata
Lineage: Eukaryota; Viridiplantae; Streptophyta; Magnoliopsida; Solanales; Solanaceae
Exons: 2
Coding region: 1-1533 (510 amino acids)
Biological process (GO): proteolysis
Molecular function (GO): aspartic-type endopeptidase activity
Source: RefSeq, a predicted model, not a curated record
AUGGCCAAGAAAAAUAGGUUCAGUGGAGUGAGGAGUGUAGGGCAGUAUCAAGGCUCUAAUCUAGCAGCAGGGAACAAAACUGUGGGAAACUCACAAAAAGAAGGCAGUUCUAAUACAACUUUAUCAGGGACUAAAUUGUUUGAAGCUAGGAAAGCAAGGGGUGAAUGCUACAAAUGUGGAGAAAAGUAUUUCCCAGGCCAUGUGUGCAAGAAUAGGCAGCUGAAUACACUACCUGGAAGUACUAAACAAGAGGAAGAAAUUACAGAGCUAAGUACAGAAGGUGGGACUAUGCCUAAUGGGAUGAUGGAAGAGAUAUUGGAUGAGGCCAUCAGUUUCAAUGCACUUUCAGGCACCAUAACUUCUACUACCAUUAAGCUUAGAGGGCUGUAUGGGAAGAACAUGUUGACUAUAUUAGCAGACAGUGGAAGCACCAACAGUUUCAUAGCUAGUGAGACUGCCAAACACCUAGGGUGUAUAGUUAAAGAUGAUGUACCUAUGAGGGUAGCUGUGGCUAAUUGGGGCUACCUGAUGAGUUACCAAUCUUGUCCUCAAUUUAGCUGGAAGACUCAAGGGAUAGAUUUUGAACACAAGCUAAGGUUACUAGAUAUUGGGGGAUGUAAUGUGGUCUUGGGGGUGGAUUGGAUGAGAAAACAUAAUCCCAUUCUAUUUGAUUUCAUUGAAUACAAGUUACACGUGAGUGUGAAGGGGAAAAGAGUGGACCUUAAGGGAUAUUCUGAAGAAGGGAAACUCCAUAGAAUGACAGCUGGUGGAGUGAAACAACUUCUCAAAAAGGGGAAGGUGCUGUGGGCUCAUUUAUUUACAAUCACUACUAAGAAUGCUGAAAUACAAGGGAACAUACCUCAAAGGAUCAGUGGAGUGCUAGAGGAAUUUCCAGAUGUGUUUGAAGAACCAAAGACUUUGCCAGCACAGAGGAGCCAUGAUCAUUCCAUUCCUCUCAAAUCUGAUGCAACAGCACCUAGUCAUUCUCCUUUUUCCUCACCUGUACUAUUAGUGAAGAAAAAGGAUGGGAGUUGGAGGUUCUGCAUUGAUUAUAGAGAGCUAAACAAGAUGACCAUAAAGGAUAAAUUCCCUAUACCUUUAGUAGAUGAUUUGAUGGAUGAACUUAAGGGAUCUUGUAUAUAUUCCAAGAUUGAUCUAAAGGCUGCGUAUCAUCAAAUUAGGAUGGAGAGGUCUGACAUCUAUAAAACUGCAUUUAGGACACAUCUGAGACACUAUGAGUUUAAAGUCAUGCCUUUUGGCUUGACAAAUGCCCCUGCAACCUUUCAAAGUCUGAUGAACCAUGUUUUCAGACCUUUUCUAAGAAAGUUUGUCCUAGUUUUCUUUGAUGACAUCUUAGUUUACAGUCCAACAGUGGACAUCCAUGUAGAUCAUCUUAGACAAGUCCUACAAGUUUUACAGAAGGAAAAACUCUAUGCUAAACUGUACAAGUGUGCCUUUGGGCAAGAUAAGGUGGAGUAUUUGGGCUAUAUUAUCUCUGGUCAAGGGGUAGCACUGAUCCUNAUUUGUUUUUAA